AUGAAGAUGGCAGUAAACUAUAUCUGGUGGAUUUCGAAAAGAAAAGCAUAGAUGAUUUUGAGGAAAGGAGAGAGAAAGAACGGCGGGAGAAAGAUGAUAUAGAUAGAAGAGAGUUUGAGGAAGAACAAAGACAACUGGCUGAACCUGUCCCUUUGCCUGAUACAGUAGAAGAAGAGUGGGUUGACUAUGUUGAUGCAUUUGGUCGAGCAAGGCGCUGUUUAACGAAAGAUCUUCCGGAUAUACAAAGACAGGAUGGAAUUCUUCAAGUUAUAAAGAGGGGGAAGAGUGAAGAUAUUCUAAAUUCAAUGUCUAAAGAAAUGAUACAUGAGAUGGAAAGACAAAAAUGUGAAAAAGAGGAGAUGGAGAGAAUGGAAGAGGAGAAACAAGGGCCCAUACAUUAUUCUGAUGUACAACACAAUGAGAUACGUACACAUGGUGUUGGGUAUUACAAGUUUGAUAGAGAGGAAAAUGUCAGAAAAGAACAGAUGGAACAACUAAAUAAACUGAGACAAGAGACAAAAGAUGAGAGGUCAAAAAGUGAGAGAAUUAAGGAAAAGAGGAAAGCUGCACUAGCUGCAAGAUUAGCUGUGGUAAAACAUAGGAAGAGAGUGAAAUUAGGUCUACCAGAAUGUGACCAUGAGGAUGUAAAUUCAGAUGAAGAUAUAGGAGUAAAUGUUGAAGAAAAGGGGAAGAAAGAGCCUGAACCUUUAACUAGAGAUGAUAGGUGGAGAGCUACAGGAAACUCCAAUAGAGACUGGGAUAAAGGAAAACAUUUUACCAUGGAAAGGUCAGAGGAAGCUUGGCUUGAGAAACUGAGGGCUGACAGAGAAAAGGAUUUUGCUCCGCCUUCUUUUUAUUAUGAGUCUCAUAGUUCAAACAUAGAUAACAAGAUCAUAGAUAGUUCCUCCAAAGUGAAAGAAUUGAAUGAAAAUGCCAAAAAAGAUAAUGAAAUAGAGGCAGUGAUUGAAAAACAACUUAUUAAAAUAAGAAAUAAAAACAACCUUGAAACAUCUGCUUCAUCAGCCACAAAUGUUUUUAUAGAUAGAGAUGUUGCCAUGUCUGAUGAAGCAGAAAAUGUAGAUAAGAGAACAUUAAGAGAACAGUCUUCCUCCCUUAAUUUUUUUCAGUUAACCAAUAUUCCUUCAACGUUUAAUAAACUUUCUCCUAAUUUUGGCCCUCCUGCCUAUGAUGCGCCACCUCCAAAUAUAAAUUUUCAACCCCCAAAUUUUAGUCUUCCUCCACCAGGAUAUGUUCAACCUGCUGUUGCCAGCUUUUUGCCAGACCCCAUAUUGUCACAGGCACCAAUACAAGAGACAUCUGUGACUUCAGUUGAAACAAAUCUUAGUGAAACCUCUAGCUUUGUAAUUUCUAAACAAACACAAUAUAUAGAAACACAAGAUACAGCAAAGAUAAAAAGGAAGUUUGUGCCUAAACUUAGUAUUAUAGAUACCCGGCUGAUGGGCGGAGAAGGUGAUUGAAAUUAUGUCAGUGAUCUUUUUUUAACUUCACAGGAAUGUUCCUUUGGUGGUCACCUUUAAAAAAUGUUCAAAGAAUUUAAUUCCAUGCAGAACUCUGGUUGCCAUGGCAACCGAAAGAAAAAACUUUAAAUAUCUUCUUUUAAAAAACCCUAAGAGCUAGAGCUUAGAUAUUUGGCAUGGAACAUCUUCUAGUGAGUGUCCACCAAGUUUGUUCAAAAAAAAUCCCUGGGGUCAAAAUUGGCCCCGCCCCAGGGGGUCAUUGAUUUUCCCUAUAUGCAUAUAGUAAAAACUUAAAAAUUCUUCUUUUAAAGAACCCAAAGAGCUAGAGCUAAGAUAUUCAGCAUGAAACAUCUUCUAAUGAGUGUGUACCAAGUUUGUUCAAAUAAAAGCCCUGGGGUCAAAAUUGGCCCCGCCCCAGGGGGUGAUUGAUUUUCCCUAUAUGCAUAUAGUAAAAUCUUAAAAAUUCUUCUUUUAAAGAACCGAAAGAGCUAGAGCUAAGAUAUUCAGCAUGAAACAUUUUCUAAUGAGUGUGUAUCAAGUUUGUUCAAAUAAAAGCCCUGGGGUCAAAAUUGGCCCCGCCCCAGGGGGUCAUUGAUUUUCCCUAUAUGCAUAUAGUAAAAACUUAAAAAUUCUUCUUUUAAAGAACCUAAAGAGCUAGAGCUAAGAUAUUCAGCAUGAUACAUCUUCUAAUGAGUGUGUACCAAGUUUGUUCAAAUAAAAGCCCUGGGGUCAAAAUUGGCCCCGCCCCAGGGAGUCAUUGAUUUUCCCUAUAUGCAUAUAGUUAAAACUUACAAAAUCUUCUUUGAAAGAACUCAAAGAGCUAGAGCUAAGAUAUUCAGCAGGAAACAUCUUCUAAUGUGUGUCUACUUAGUUUGUUCAAAUAAAAGCCCUGGGGUCAAAAUUGGCCCCGCCCAGGGGGUCAUUGAUUUUCCUUAUAUGUGUAUAGCAAAAACUUAAAUAAUCUUCUUAGAAAAAACCCAAAUAGCUAGAGUUUAGAUAUUAAGCAUGAAACAUCUUCUAGUGAGUGUCUACAAAGUUUGUUUAAAUAAUAGUCCUGUGGUCAAAAUUGGCCCCGCCCCGGGGGGUCUUGAUUUUCCCUAUAUAUGCAUAUAGUAACAAACUUAAAAAGUCUUCUUUGAAAAAACCCAAAUAGCUAGAGUUUAGAUAUUAAGCUUGAAACAUCUUCUAAUAAGUGUCUACAAAGUUUGUUCAAAUAAAAGCCCCGGGGUCAAAACUGGCCCCGCCCCAGGGGUGUCACUGUUUUUAACUAGAUGUGUGUAGUAAAAACUUACAAAAUCUUCUUUUAAAAAACCCAAUGAACUAGAGCUUACAGGGGGAUGAGAUCAUUGUUUUUCAUUACAUGUGUGUAGUAAAAGCUUAACAUUGUGAAACAUCUUCUAAUGAGUGUCUUCCAAGUUUGUUCAAAUAAAAGCCCUGGGGUUUAAACUGGCCCUGCUCCGGGGCCUAUAUACAGGUGAGCGACCUCAGGGCCAUCAUGGCCCUCUUGUUAUCCCCCGCCGAAAAAUUUCGGCGGAGGAUAUAGAAAUAGUCUCCGUCCGUCCGACCUUCCGUCCGUCCGUCCUUCCGUCCGACAUUUUUGUCCGGAGCAUAUCUCUAUAAGUAUUUGAGGUAUCAACUUGAAACUUCAUAGGUGGAUAGACGUCAUUGAGGAGGAGUGCAGUGCACAAGAAUGAUAACUCUACCUUGCAUGAUUUUUGAGUUAUUGCCCUUUGUUAUUUUUCAAAAUUGAUUUUUGUCCAGAGCAUAACUCCAAAAGCUUAUGAGAUACUAACAUGAAACUUCAUAGGUGCAUAGAUCUCACUCAGGAGGUGUGCAGUGCACAAGAAUGAUAAUUCUACCUUUCAUAAUUUUUGAGUUAUUGCCCUUUGUUAUUUUUCAUACCUAAUUUUUCACCUGAGUGGAGCAUAACUCGAAAAGUGUUUGAGAUAUCAACAUGAAAUGUCAUAGGUGGAUAGAUCUUAUUGAGGAGGAGUGUUGUGUGCAAGAAUGAUAACUCUUCCCCAUACAAUUUUUGAGUUAUUGCCCUUUGUUUUUUUAUGUUAUUUUGUCCAGAGCUUAUCUCAAAAAGUAUUUGAGGUAUCAACUUGAAACUUCAAAGGUGGAUGGAUCUCAUUGAGGAGGAGUGCAGUGCUUAAGAAUGAUAACUCUACCCUGCAUUAUUUUUGAGUUAUUGCCCUUUGUUAUUUUUCAAAAUUAAUUUUUGUCCAGAGCAUAACUCAAAAAGCCUUUGAGAUAUCAAAAUGAAACUUCAUAGGUGCAUAGAUCUCACUCAGGAGGUGUGCACUGCACAAGAAUGAUAACUCUACCUUUUAUAAUUUUUGAGUUAUUGCCCUUUGUUCUUUUUCAUACUUUAUUUUUCAAUUCAAUUUUUUUCUCAAAAAGUAUUUGAGGUAUCAACUUCAAAACUUCAUAGGUGGAUAGAUUUUACUGAGGAGGGAUGCAGCACACAAGAAUGAUAACCUACCCUGCAUUAUUUUUCAGUAAUUGCCCUUUGUUAUUUUCAGCCAUCAGUAUUCACAUAGGUUUCAAAUCUGUAAUCAUUAUAGCCAUCAGUUUUCAUUACCAAAAGACCUCUUAAAAUGGAAUUAUUCCGCUCUACUACAUAUACAUUCUUCCAAUGAGCAAACACAUUCGGCGGGGGAUGGCCAUGUUGACAUGGCUCUUGUUUAUUUUUGUGUUGACUGUCACAGAGUACCAGUGACAUAUAGGUAACAUUUCUCCAUUGCCUGUCUGUCUAUUUGUUCAUCACAAAACUUGUCAACUACUGGUGCAAUUUUAUGCAAACUAUACAGAAAUUAUCAGUACCAACUUUAGCAUAUCUUCAGCAUUUUUCAGUUCAGUGAUUUUUGUCAAGAUUUAUAGCCCAUAAAUCAUUUUCAAAGCAAAAUUUCAAGCUAUUGUUAUAGUCAGGUUGUUGAUACCAUAGUCAUUGCUAUCCAGAAACUUUAACUCUGGCCAUUUUAAUGUUUUUAGCUCACCUGUGAAAGGGUGAACUUUUGUGAUCGCUUUUCAUCCGGCAUCCGUCCUUCCAGCAUUCAUAAACUGUUAUUUUAAAUGACAUCAUUUUCUUAUAAACCACAAAGCCAAUUUAAUCCAAACUUCACAGGAAUGUUCCUUUGGUGGUCACCUUUAACCCUUUCGCUGCCAGAGGGUUAUUGUUUUAUUUAUGAACUAUUUUCCAGAAGGUUUUCUAAGAAAUUACUAUAUUGUUAAUUAAUAUAAUAAUAAUUAUUAUUUGUUAUUAGUAUUAUUAUAAUUAUAUAUGUUUCAAAAUAUGCUAGUAUAAUAAUAAUUAUUGUCGAUGGUAUAAUUUUCUUUAUAUUUAUUAUUAUUAUACGCCCGAGCCGCCUCCAUGGUCGAGGGGUUAGAGUCGAUGACUUCUAAUCCAGUUACCUCUCUGGCGUGGGUUUGAUCCCCGGGAGAUGCUUUGGUAGUUUAGCGCGGAGGAAGGUAGUCUAGUACUGGUGUAACUCUCCAGGAACGAUGGUUAGGAAACUACCCGCCUAUAUGACUGAAAUACUGUUGGAAAAAGGCGUAAAAUGAAAUAAACCAACAAACAGAAAAACGGGACGUAUAUUAUGGGAACGCCCCUGGCGGGCGGCGGCGGCGGGCGUCGUCCACUUUUGUCCGGAACAUAUCUCCUACAUGUAUGGAGGGAUUUUAAUGAAACUUCAUAGAAAUGUUCACCACUAUGAGGAGCAGUGUCGCGCAUAUGAACCAGGUCUCUAGGUCAAAGGUCAAGGUCACACUUAGAGCUCAUUGAAAAAUGCUUGUCCGGAGCAAAACUUCCACAUGUAAAGAGGGAUUUCAAUAUUACUUGUGCCAAAUGUUCACCAUUGUGAGGCGGAGUGUCGCGCGCAAGAUUCAGGUCCUUGCGGCCAAGGUCAAGGUCACACAUAAAGGUCAAAGUUCAGAUAAAAAUAUGAAGAAGUGUAUAUGGACCAUUUAGUUAUCAUUUAUUGAGGGAUUGUAACCCAAAUGGUCAUUGUCAAGACUUUGGCUGUGAUACAUAUAAUUUAGGUCAAUAUAUACAAGGUCAAGGUCACUAAAGAUGAUGAAAUAUCCAGAUUUUGUCUGGAGCAUAUCUCCUACAUGUAUGGAGGGAUUUUAAUGAAACUUCAUAGAAAUGUUCACCACUAUGAAGAGCAGUGUCGCGCACAUGAACUAGGUCUCUAGGUCAAAGGUCAAGGUCACACUUAGAGCUCAUUGAAAAAUGUUUGUCUGGAGCAAAACUUCCACAUGUAUAGUGGGAUUUCAAUAUUACAUGGCACAAAUGUUCACCAUUGUGAGGCUGAGUGUCGAGCGCAAGAUUCAGGUCCUUGCGGCCAAGGUCAAGGUCACACAUAGAGGUCAAAGUUCAGAUAAAAAUAUGAAGAUGUGUAUAUGGACCAUUUAGUCAUCAUUUAUUAACCAGGUUUUCAACGAAAACCGGGUUAUUGUAAUGCCGAAGUCGGUGGGCAGGCUGGCGGGCGGGCAGGCGGGCGGGCGUCAACUUUUGGUUUCCGCUCAAUAACUUUAGUUUGCUUUGGCCUAUUGACACCAAACUUGGUGUGUAGGUAGCUUAUAUCAAGAGGCAGCUUGGGAUUGCUACCCAGGUGUCUGUGAUCAAGGUCAAGGUCACUGUAACUAAAAAUAGAAAUUCAGUUUCCGCUCAAUAACUUGAGUUUGCUUUGGCCUAUUGACACCAAACUUGGUGUAUGGAUAGGUUAUAUCAAGAGGCAGCUUGGGAUAGCUACCAAGGUGUCUGUGAUCAAGGUCAAGGUCACUGUUACUAAGAAUAGAAAUUCAGUUUCCCCUCAAUAACUUGAGUUUGCUUUGGCCUAUUGACACCAAACUUGCUGUAUGGAUAGCUGAUAUCAAGAGGCAGCUUGGGAUAGCUACCCAGGUGUCUGUGAUCAAGGUCAAGGUCACUGUUACUAAAAAUAGAAAUUCAGUUUCCGCUCAAUAACUUGAGUUUGCUUUGGCCUAUUGACACCAAACUUGGUGUAUGGAUAGCUUAUAUUAAGAGGCAGCUUGGGAUAGCUACCCAGGUGCCUGUGAUCAAGGUCAAGGUCACUGUUACUAAAAAUAGAAAUUCAAGUUCCGCUCAAUAACUUGAGAUUGCUUUGGCCUAUUGACACUAAACUUGGUGUAUGGAUAGGUUAUAUCAAGAGGCAGCUUGGGAUAGCUACCCAGGUGUCUGUGAUCAAGGUCAAGGUCACUGUUACUAAAAAAAGAAAUUCAGGUUCUGCUCAAUAACUUGAGUUUGCUUUGGCCUAUUGACACCAAACUUGAUGAAUGGGUAGCUUAUAUCAAGAGGCAGCUUGGGAUUGCUACCCAGGUGUCUGUGAUCAAGGUUAAUGCAUUUAGUUUUCAUGUUAUAACUUGAGUUUGCUUUGACCUUUUGACACCGAACUUGCUGAGUGGUAGCUUUGGAUUGCCACUUAAAUAUCUGGGAGCAAGGUCAAGGUAAUUUGCUUACAAUAGAAUUUUCAGUAUCUACUCAAUAACUUCAGUGCACUUUGACCUAUUGAUUGCUGUCACAUCAAAACUUGGUCGUUGAAAACCUGGUUUUCGUCGCAUUGCGGCGCUUCUUGUUGAGGGAUUGUAACACAAAUGGUCAUUAUCAAGACUAUGGCUGUGAUGCAUAUAAUUAAUGUCAAUAUAUACAAGGUCAAGGUCACUAAAGAUGAUGAAAUAAUGAGAUUUUGUCCGGAGCAUAUCUCCUACACGCAUGGAGGGAAUUUAAUGAAAUUUCAUAGAAAUGUUCACCAUUAUGAGAAGCCAUGUCAGGCACAUGAACUAGGUCAAAGGUCAAGGUCACACUUAGAGCUCAUUGAAAAAUGCUUGUCCGGAGCAAAAUUUCCUGAUGCAUAGAGGGAUUUCAAUAUAACUUGGCACAAAUGUUCACCAUUGUGAGACGGAGUGUCACGCAUAAAAUUCAGGUCCCUGCAGCCAAGGUCAAUGCCACACAUAGAGGUCAAAGUUUAGAUAAAAAUAUGAAGAUGUGUAUAGGGACGAUUAAAUCAUCAUUUAUUGAGGGAUUGUAACACAAAUGGUCAUUAUCAUGACUACGGCUAUGACACAUGUACUUUAGGUCAAUAUAUGCAAGGUCAAGGUCACUAUAGAUGGUGAAAUAUCUAGAUUUUGUCUGGAGCAUAUCUCCUACAUGUAUGGAAGAAUUUUUAUAAUACUUUAUGGAAAUGUUCACCACCAUGAUGUGUAUUGCUCCAUGCAUGAUCCAGGUCAAAGGUCAAGGUCACACUUAGAGCUCAUUGAAAAACGCUUGUCCUGAGCAAAACUUCUACAUUCAUAGGGGGAUUUCAAUAUAACUUGGCACAAAUGUUCACCAUUGUGAGGCUGAGUGUCGCACGCAAAAUUCAGAUCCCUGCGACCAAAGUCAAGGUUACACAUGGAAGUCAAAGUUCAAAUAAAAAUUUGAAGAUGUGUAAAGGGACCAUUUAGUCAUCAUUUAUUGAUGGAUUGUAGCACAAAAGGUAACUAUCAUGACUACAGGUGUGACACAUUUAAUUUAGGUUAAUAUUUGCAAGGUCAAGGUCACUGGAGAUGAUUAAAUAUCCAGAUGUUGUCCGGAGCAUGUUUUCUACAUGCAUGGAGGAAUUUUGAUAUUACUUUAUAGAAUUGUUCACUACCAUGAAAAGUAGUGCCCUGCACAUGAACCAAGUCUCUAGGUCAAAGGUGAAGGUCACAGUUAGAGGUCAUAGCAAAACACUUGUCUGGAGCAAAACUUCUACAUACAUAGAGGGAUUUCAAUAUAAUUUGGCACAAAUGUUCAUCAUUGUGAGGCUGAGUGCCGUGCAUAAAAUUCAGGUCCCUGCGACCAAGGUCAAGGUCACACAUCCUGUGCAUAUGUUCCCUACUGAUUUGUUCUAAGGUUCAUUUAACAACACAGUGCCAAGGAUAAAAACUUGCUUGCUAGAUAACACUUAUCCAUAAUGCCCCCAUCUCCAUCUAAAGCUUUCGUAAACGGGCGUAUUUUGUGACUAUGGCACCCUUGUUUUUAUUAUUAUUAUUAAUUUAUUAUUAUUUUUAUGCUCCCCGAAAAAUUUCAGGGGAGCAUAUAGUCGGCGCCUUGUCCGUCUGUCCAUCCGUCCGUCCGUCUGUCCGUCCGUUGUCUUGUCCGGAGCAUAACUUGAAAACCCUUGGAGAUAAUUUGUUGAAACUUCAUACAGUGGUAGAGGGCAUAGAGGGGGAGUGCAGUGUCAAAGAACCAUAACUCUAUUUUGCCAGGUUUUUGAAUUAUCUCCCCUUAUAGAAAAAUCUUGUCCGGGGCAUAACUCUAAAACUAUAAGAGAUAUCAACAUGAAACUUUGUAGGUGAAUAGAUCUCAAUGGGUAGAUGUGCAGUGCAUAAGAACAAUAACUCUUUUUAUCCUAAUUUUGGAGUUAUUGCCCUUUGUUAAUUUUGAUACUUUGAACUUUGUCCGGAACAUAACUUGAAAACCCUUGGAGAUAAUUUGUUGAAACUUCAUACAGUGGUAGAGGGCAUCGAGGGGGAGUGCAGUGUCAAAGAACCAUAACUCUAUUUUGCUCGGUUUUGAAUUAUCUCCCUUAUAGAAAAAUCUUGUCCGGGGCAUAACUCUAAAACUAUAAGAGAUAUCAACAUGAAACUUUGUAGGUGAAUAGAUCUCAAUGCGUAGAUGUGCAGUGCAUAAAAACAAUAACUCUUUUUGUCCUAAUUUUGGAGUUAUUGCCCUUUGUUUAUUUUUAUACUUUGAACUUGAACUUUGUCCGGAACAUAACUUGAAAACUCUUGGAGAUAAUUUGUUGAAACUUCAUACAGUGGUUAGGGGCAUCGAGGGGGAGUGCAGUGUCAAAGAACCAUAACUCUAUUUUCUAUUUUGGUUUUUGAAUUAUCUCCCCUUAUAGAAAAAUCUUGUCCGGGGCAUAACUCUUAAACUAUAAGAGAUAUCAACAUGAAACAUUGUAGGUAGAUAGAUCUCAUUGAGUAGAGGUGCAGUGCAAAAGAACCAUAACUCUGUUAAGCCUUAUUUUUGAAUAAUCUCCCCUUUUAGAAAAAUCUUGUCCAGGACAUAGCUGUAAAACUAUAAGAGAUAUCAACAUGAAACUUUGUAGGUAGAUAAAUCUCAAUGGGUAGAUGUGCAGUGCACAAGAAUCAUAACUCUACCUUGCCUAAUUCUGGAGUUAUUGCCCUUUGUUUAUUUUUACUUGUUGAAUUGUCCAGGACAUAACUCGGAAAUCAUAAGAGAUAUCAUCAAGAAACUUUGUAGGUUGAUAGAUCACAUUGAUUAGAAGUGCAGUGCAAAGAACUGUAACUCUGCCUUGCCUAAUUUUGGAAUAAUUGCACUUUGAACUUUUUCCACGGACAUAACUCUGAAACUACAAGAGGUGUACUUUCCUGUGUCCAAAACCUAUUCGGGGAGCAAAACCCGGCUCAAACCGGGCUCUUGUUAUGAUUACUAUAGAAACGGCUAAAGCCAUCCAUAUGGCAAAUGCGCCGAAAAUAACAGGGACGGCUUAAGCCGUCCCUAUGGCAGUGAAAGGGUUAAAAAUUGUUCAAAGAAGUCCAUGUAAAACUCUUGUUGCCAUAGCAACCAAAAGAAAAAACUUUAAAUACCUUCUUUUAAAAAACCCAAAGAGCCAGCGCCUAGAUAUUUGGCAUAAAACAUCUUCUAGUGAGUGUCUACCAAGUUUGUUCAAAUAAAAGCCCUGGGGUCAAAAUUGGCCCCGCCCCAGGGGGUCAUUGAUAGUGCUUUAUGAAAUUGUGAUAGAUGAUCACAUUAAAUCCUUUUUUAAAAAAAUACAUUAUUUCUCAAAUAAUAUAAUCUUAAUUAUUUGAGAAAAAAAUAAUUUUUUCUUCAGAAAUAAACAUUGAUAUUAAUAAAAAAGUAAGAAAAAACCCUACAAACAAAAUAGAUGUCUUAUUCUACAGCAUAUGAAGUACUUUAUGAAAUUGUGAUUUAUGAUCUAUGGUCACAAGAAUUUCAAUAAACAAGCGUAAGCCUUAGGCUAUAAUUCUCAAGUUAACGAGGCCCUUUGAAGUGGUGAUAUACUGAUAAUGAUCUGUGAUUUGAUUAUUAUUAAAAUCUGGGAAUCCUGCAUUAUAUAUCUAUAUUAUUUCCAAAUAAAAUAUGAUCUUUUUUCUAAUUAUAAUAAAUAUGUUCAUAUGAAGUUGAACGUAAAUUAUUCAGAAAUAAACAUUGAUAUAUUGGAGGAAAAAGUUUUUUAUCUUUUGUAAUACAGCUUACAUGACUGUGCCUUUAAUAUUGAAGUAUGUUUUAGCAUAGGAAAAAAUUCAGUGCAAUGUUUCACCAGAUUAAAAUUAAAUUGAUGCUGACUGCAUAGUCUAAAAAUAAUUUCAAACAUUUGUCACAAAAUAUCAAGUUUUUGUUAUCUUUCUCAAUAAAUAAUUAGUAUCCACUAUAAGGCCAUUGCUCACUAAUUACUCGGCUAACAAGCCCCUUUGGUGUGGUAAUGUUAAUGGAUUAUCGAUUAUAAGUAAAAUUAGAUCUCCUUUUUUAAAUUCAAAUAAUAUCUCUAGGUGAAAUAAAUAACAAAAAAGUCAAAAUCUAAUUUCAAAAAUAUCUGUAACAUGAUGAAAAUUCACUGUAUCCCACUGUAACCUUGUGUAACCCUUGUAUCCCUGUAUCCCUUGUCAUGUGGGGGUGAAAAAUAAUUGUGAUUUUGUGCCAUAUAUGGAAAUUUUUCUUAACAGUUUUCUCAGCAACUACUCAUUACAGCCUCUUGAUAUUUGGUAUACAGCAUCAACACAUGGUCCCAUACCAAGGGAGUCGAUUUCAGGUCUGUCGCUCAUCCUUUUCCUGUUUGUCAACUUAGUUAAAUUUUCAACAUUAAUGGUCAAUGGUAGGAAAUUUUCGUAACAGUUUUCUCAGCAACUACUUAUCACAGCCUCUUGAUAUUUGGUAUGCAGCAUCAACACAUGGUCCCAUACUGUGGGAUUUGAUUUCAGGUCUGUCGAUCAUCCACUUCCUGUUUGCCAACUAGGUUGAAUUUUCAACAUUAAUGGUCAAUGGUAGGAAAUUUUCGUAACAGUUUUCUCAGCUGAGUGAAGUACUUAUCACAGCCUCUUGAUAUUUGGCAUACAGCAUUGACAGGUAGUCCCAUACUGUGGGAUUCAAUUUCAGGUCUGUCGCUCAUCCACUUCCUGUUUAUCGACUUAGUUAAAUUUUUGACAUUAAUGGUCAAUGGUAGGAAAUUUUCGUAACAGUUUUCUCAGCAACUACUUAUCACAGCCUCUUGAUAUUUGGUAUACAGCAUCAACACAUGGUCCCAUACUGUGGGAUUUGAUUUCAGGUCUGUCGCUCAUCCACUUCCGGUUUGCCAAUUUAGUUAAAUUUUCAACAUUAAUGGUCAAUGGUAGGAAAUUUUGGUAACAGUUUUCUCAGCAAGUACUUAUCACAGCCUCUUGAUAUUUGGCAUACAGCAUUGACACAUUGUCCCAUACUGUGGGAUUUGAUUUCAGGUUUGUCGCUCAUCUAUUUCCUGUUUUUUGGACUUGGUUAAAUUUUCGACAUUAAUGGUAGGAAAUUUUCGUAACAGUUUUCUCAGUAAGUACUUAACACAGCCUCUUGAUAUUUGGCAUACAGCAUUGACACAGGGUUGCAUACUGUUGGAUUAGAUUUCAAGUCUGUCGCUCAUCCUUUUACUGUUUAUUGACUUAGUUAAAUUUCCGACAUUAAUGGACAAUGGUAGGAGGAAAUUUUUAUGCCACCGCAGCAUCUGCGAUGCGGUGGCAUAUAGCGAUUCACCUGUGUGUUUGUUUGUGUGUGUGUGUGUGUGUUAUAUAGAUUAUAUAGUGAACUUAAAAAAUCUUCUUGUGAAAAACCACUAGUCCAAUUUCAACCAAACUUGGCAGGAUUGAUCCUUUGGUGAAGGGCUUCCAAAGUUGUUUAAAGAAUUUCAUUCCAUGCAGAAAUCUGGUUGCCAUGGCAACCAAAA
Ruditapes philippinarum (Manila clam) is the source of this 12418-nucleotide messenger RNA. RefSeq names its product coiled-coil domain-containing protein 174-like. The record is from RefSeq and is a predicted model, not a curated record. NCBI's taxonomy places the organism in Eukaryota, Metazoa, Mollusca, Bivalvia, Venerida, Veneridae. Gene Ontology annotation, cellular component: nucleus.